Xenia sp. Carnegie-2017 is the source of this 2675-nucleotide messenger RNA. Its product is annotated as kinetochore protein NDC80 homolog. The record is from RefSeq and is a predicted model, not a curated record. The transcript has 19 exons. Gene Ontology annotation, biological process: attachment of mitotic spindle microtubules to kinetochore. Bases 691 to 2592 code for a protein of 633 amino acids. Lineage: Eukaryota; Metazoa; Cnidaria; Anthozoa; Malacalcyonacea; Xeniidae. Gene Ontology annotation, cellular component: Ndc80 complex.
CACUUCUAAAAUAUUCAUGAGGUUGCUAUUGUUGAUAUAAUUGCUAUAGGAAAAACAUGGCCAUGUGUAUGUUUUCUGAACGUCUUGUAAACAUUGGGCUUCGGCCUUCUCAGUCCAGUUUUCUGUUUUACUGAGUCUUGACUUUAUUUUAAAGAAAAAUGUUGGAGAUGUGUUCUUCCAGGGGUGGUAGUUAUCAAAUUUUGUGGUGUUUGGUAGUUUAAUGGCUGUAGAAUGAUGUUCAACAUCGUGGUUUAUGUUAGUUUGGUUGUUUGUAGGAUGGUGUUGUGCAUCGUGGUGUUCGGUGGAUUGUUACUCUUUAAGAUAAUUGGUGUUGUACAUCGUGAAGUUUGAUAGCAUUGUAGUGUGUAAAAUGGUAAACUCACACUCAAGAUUAAAAAAUAACUAUACUUUCUUUCUUGGAUCUGUAGUUUAAACUGAAACUUGUGAAUAUCAAUAACUGAAGAACACAAAACAAUGCACUUGCUGCCACCAUAUUGCCACUUGACACCUUGCCCUGACCUUGACUUCUUCCAACGUCCGAGACUCCGAGCAAGCAAAGGCCUGGUCGUGGCCUGGUGACGACAACUUAUUUAAAUAAAAAGAGCGGCAUUUUGAAAUUUGAAAUUUCUGUUUAUCGAGGUACGUGAGGGACUGUAAUCUGGCUUUUUACUUCAGUGGAUCAUACAAAAAAUGCAUAAAAUGAGGAGAACAACUUCUGGAUCGACAAAUCAGGGCAAUAGAAGCCGAAUUCCGACCAAAGAAAAGCAAUCUAGAUCGUCGAUUAGUCAGGGCGGUCGUCUUUCUAAUACUGGUGCGAGGUCGUCUGGCAUAUCGCGUCCGAAAACAUCUUUUGGAGCUAGCAGCAGAAAAUCAAGUCAAUAUGGACGUGAAUCGUAUAUGCAAAUAAAAGACUCAAGACCACUUAGUGAUAAAUCUUAUCAGCAUCAAGAAAUACAAGACAUAUUGCAGUUUCUUUCGGUCAACGAUUACCAGCAUCCAAUCUCCAUGAAGACAAUGACGAUUCCAACGAGCAAAGAGUUCCUGAAAGUAUUUUCCUUCCUUUAUAGCCAUAUCAGUCCAACGGACACGUAUAAAAAACUAAUAGAAAAGAAACCGGAAGAGGAAGUACCGAAAAUAUUCAAGAGUCUUGGUUACCCCUUCACCAUUCAUAAAACAUCAUUAUCCAAUGUUGGCUCACCUCACACAUGGCCAGUGCUCCUUGGUGCACUUCACUGGCUUAUGGAACUUGUCAAGUUGGCUCAAAAUGUUAAUGACACCAUCGACGAAUGUCUGUUUCCCAUGAAUGAUGAGGACAAGUUGUAUUUUGAUUACCUUGAGAAAGCGUACGAAGCGUUUAUUUACGGUCAAGACUUAGAUAAUCUGGAUGAGUACACAGAAGCACUAUAUGAAGAACUGAGAAACAAGAAUGCUCCACUUAUUGCAGAAAACGAAGAGCUGAGUCACGAAAACAAGCUACUGGAGGAAGAACUGGCGAGACUUGAAAGUGAACCGUCAAAGCUUGAAGCAUUAGUGGAACAGAAGAGAACACUAGAGCUCGACAAGACUAAAUUCGAGACCUACAUCACUGAUCUCGAGAAGCAUCGUCUCAAACUUGAGGAAAGAAAAAUUCAGAACGAAGAAGAAUUGAAUGAUCUCAAUCUGGAGUACACAGCAACAUCAAGAGAGAAAGAGCAGCUGGAGAAAGUGCUUGCAAAGCAAGAACUUAGUGCGGCCGAUGUGCAACGCAUGAAACAUAAAGCUGGCGAGCAAAGGAGAAUUUUAGAAAAACUCGAUGAAAGAAGAGAUACGCUGGAUCAAGAAAUAUGGGAGACCGAAAUGAAUCAUGCGCGCAGAUACGAGCAGGUUCUUGCAAAAAUUAAAGAUUACAACGAGAAAGGUCGUAAAUUAAAGUUGAUCCCGAGCUCAGCUGAAAAUGCCUGUGGCAAUGAUUACGAGCUGCAGUUGAACGGUGGUAGAUUGUCGUUGGAUGUUCGAGGUCAUUUAACGCCCAAAUUGACGCGUUUCAAGCAGCAGAUUACGGAGGAAACGUUUCGCUACGACGCAGACACAUUGAAGCUUAAGGAAAAACUUGACUUGGUGCAGGAGCAAAUAAGCGAAAAGCAAUAUGAUAUACAAUUGUCGAAUGAUAAGACUGCCACCGUGGACAAAGAAUUGGCCUGGAACAUACAGCAAUACGACGAAGAAUUAAAAAUUUUGUCCGAUGGAAUUGAAGAUCAGCGUAAUCUGAUAGAUCGAUUGAGAUUGGAUAAUCAAACAGAAAUGUCAGGAAAAAGAAAGAAACUCGAGGAUGCCAAAGAAAGAUUAAAAUCAACAGAAGCAGAGUUGAAGCGUGAAGAAGAAUCUUUAAAAUCAUUUUUACGUAAUGGGUGUGAGCGUGUUCUGAAACACAAGGCUAUAAUAGAGAAUCGUGUUAAAGAAGUUCAAAAGAACACGAAGGAAUGGUCUGUGAAAAUGAGGAGUGCUAUUCCCGAGGUUUCCUGCGUUCUUUCCAAAGAAGAAAUCGAUAGGAUUCUAGAAGAUAGCCAUGAAGAAGUUCAAGAAAGUGCUAACCUCGAGGAAGUUAAUAAGUAAUAAAGUGAUGUCUUAUGUUACGUAUGUCGCUUCUUGUAAAUACUAAAUACUGUUGAAAUACAAACUUGUUUUUUUUUUGUAAA